CGGAAGUGGUUGUUCUCGCCCGUGGCACGCCGGGGCGGGGCUGCCGAGCCCCUGGGCGGCCGAGCGGGCCGGCCGGAGUGCGGCUCCUGGGAGCGGGCGGCGGAGCGGCGUGAAAAGUCACCACCCAAAUAAUGGAUUUUACAGAUCAGGUUCUUUUAAUGUGGAUGUCGUGGUAGUAAUACAGAAGUAUACCUGAUUUCUCACUUCUCAAGUAGCCAUGACUACUGAAGAAAGAAUUUUUUUAACUACAACAGAAUUCAUUUUGGUACCUUUUAUGGAAAUCCUUAUUUUGUUUUUAACUUUCAGUAACUUUUUACUAAAGUUAUGAACAAGCAAAGAGCUUAUCUUAUUAGGCAAACUCACACAUAAGCAUGUCUAGAAGAGGAUCAGUUCUUCACAGCCGGACACAGUGGCUGCUCUUGGGCCUCGCUCUGCUCUGCAGUUUGGUGUUAUUUAUGUACCUCCUGGAGUGUGCCCCCCAGACUGAUGGGAAUGCAUCGCUUCCUGGUGUUGUUAGAGAAACUUAUGGUAAGGAGUAUUACCAGGCCCUCCUGCAGGAGCAAGAAGAACAUUACCAAACCAGGGCAACCAGUCUGAAACGCCAGAUUGCCCAGCUAAAACAAGAAUUGCAAGAAAUGAGUGAGAAGAUGAGAUCAUUGCAAGAGAGAAAGAAUCUAGGGGCCAAUGGCAUAGGCUAUCAAGGCAACAAAGAACAAACACCUAGUGAUCUUUUAGAGUUUCUUCAUUCCCAGAUUGACAGAGCAGAAGUUAACGUAGGAGCCAAGCUACCCAGUGAGUAUGGAGUCAUCCCCUUUGAAAGUUUCACCUUAAUGAAAGUAUUUCAAUUGGAAAUGGGGCUCACUCGCCAUCCAGAAGAAAAGCCAGUUAGAAAAGACAAACGGGAUGAAUUGGUAGAAGUUAUUGAAGCUGGCUUGGAGGUCAUUAAUAAUCCCGAUGAAGAUGACGAACAGGAAGAUGAGGAGAGCCCCCUUGCAGAGAAACUGAUAUUUAAUGAAAAUGACUUCAUAGAAGGUUAUUACCGCACUGAGAGAGAUAAGGGCACACAGUAUGAACUCUUCUUUAAGAAAGCAGACCUUAUGGAAUACAGACAUGUGACCCUCUUUCGCCCUUUUGGACCCCUCAUGAAAGUGAAAAAUGAGAUGAUUGACAUUACUAGAUCAGUUAUCAAUAUCAUUGUGCCACUUGCUGAAAGAACGGAAGCAUUUGCACAGUUCAUGCAGAAUUUCAGGGAUGUUUGUAUUCAUCAAGACAAGAGGAUUCAUCUCACAGUUGUGUACUUUGGUAAAGAAGGACUGUCUAAAGUCAAGUCUAUCCUAGAAUCUGUCACAAGUGAGUCUAACUUUCACAAUUACACCUUGGUCUCACUGAAUGAAGAAUUUAAUCGUGGACGAGGACUAAAUGUGGGUGCCCGAGCUUGGGACAAGGGAGAGGUCUUGAUGUUUUUCUGUGAUGUUGAUAUAUAUUUCUCAGCCGAAUUCCUUAACAGCUGCCGGUUAAAUGCUGAGCCAGGUAAAAAAGUGUUUUAUCCUGUGGUGUUCAGUCUGUACAAUCCUGCCAUCGUUUAUGCCAACCAGGACAUCCCACCCCCCGUGGAGCAGCAGCUGGUUCAUAAAAAGGAUUCUGGUUUUUGGCGAGAUUUUGGCUUUGGGAUGACUUGUCAGUAUCAAUCAGAUUUCCUGACGAUUGGUGGAUUUGACAUGGAAGUAAAAGGUUGGGGUGGAGAAGAUGUUCAUCUUUACCGAAAGUACCUACAUGGUGACCUUAUUGUGGUUCGGACUCCAGUUCCUGGCCUUUUCCACCUCUGGCAUGAGAAACACUGUGCGGACGAGCUGACCCCUGAGCAGUACCGAAUGUGCAUCCAGUCCAAAGCCAUGAAUGAGGCUUCCCACUCCCACCUGGGAAUGAUGGUCUUCAGGGAGGAAAUAGAGACACAUCUUCGGAAACAGGCGUAUAGGACAAACAGUGAAGCUGCUGCCUGACGUAGCCAUCAGCACAUAACAGUCUGAACCACAAACCAGCACUAUUUAUUUAGCCUUAAUUCUAAUUCCAGAUGCUGUGCCUCUUCUGGAGAAGAAAUGUUUAUUUUUCAUGUUCUUUCUGACAUUACUUUGCAGUUUAAACUGCUAUAAGAAGGAAAAACAAACAAACAAAAAAACAAACAAACAAAAAAACAAACAAACAAAAAAACGGUGGUUUGAUGCCAAGCUUCUGCUUUGCGAGAAUACUAUAGUAUGAUCAGUUGACAAAACGAAAUUUGAUAUUUGCCUCCAAAAUAGUUUCGAGUUAGAGUCUGCCUGGUGCCCAUGUUCUGACUGGAUUGGAUAUGUGCUAGGCUGAUGUUAGGUCAGUCAGCACAUUCCCAUAGGGAAGCAAAGUACUGGUUGGUCAUGAUGUACAGGCAGGUACUUUCACCUGCUACCAUUGAGCCAUUUGCUUCAUUUCUAAACGAAAGCUGCUUUGGGGUGUAGGGGAUGGGAGGAGUGAGACAGGGUCUCAUUAUGUAGCUCUGGCUGACCUAGAACUUGUCAUAUAGACCAGGCUAGCCUCUAACUCACAAAAUCUACCUGCUUCUCCUCCCAAAUGCAUGUGUCACCAUGCUGAGCAAGAACUUUGAUGGCUAACAUGUAGAAUACUUUUUCACUGAAACAGGAGAUAAUUAAAUGACAAAGCUAAAAUCUCUAGUCCAUCAAGAAGGCAGCAAUCAGCUGAGCACACACCUUUAGGCCCAGCACUCGGGAGGCAGAGGCAGGUGGAUCUCGGUGAGUUCAAGGCCAGCCUGAUCUACAUAGUGAGUUCAGGCCAGCUGGGACUACAGGGAGACCCUGUCUCAAAAAGAC
Messenger RNA from Nannospalax galili (Upper Galilee mountains blind mole rat), 2858 nucleotides. RefSeq names its product chondroitin sulfate N-acetylgalactosaminyltransferase 2 (gene Csgalnact2). Gene Ontology annotation, molecular function: glucuronosyl-N-acetylgalactosaminyl-proteoglycan 4-beta-N-acetylgalactosaminyltransferase activity. Lineage: Eukaryota; Metazoa; Chordata; Mammalia; Rodentia; Spalacidae. The record is from RefSeq and is a predicted model, not a curated record. Gene Ontology annotation, cellular component: Golgi cisterna membrane. Bases 372 to 2000 code for a protein of 542 amino acids. The transcript has 8 exons.